This is a messenger RNA of Amoebophrya sp. A25, 488 nucleotides long. NCBI's taxonomy places the organism in Eukaryota, Dinophyceae, Syndiniales, Amoebophryaceae. The record is from the annotation of a GenBank genome assembly.
CUUGUCUCAAAGGUGCGACCUCCUGUCUUACUUCUGCGGCUUCGCGACUCAAAGCGAAUGCAAAAGUUCUAUUCGGGCACUAUGAGCGGCACCAAAGCUGGGCUUCCCCUGCUUCGGAAGAUGCUCCGGAAGAUGGCGUUGCUGCGGAUGACCCUGUUGCUGCAGAAUUCGCCGAACGUCUCGGCAAUAUUUUAGCCAGUACAUAUGAUGCUAAGCAUAAGUUGGGCGCGGGAUUUGGAGGGGGAAAACAGAAGUUAAGGCUUGUUGUAAAUUGACAUCUACGUCCUUACACUGCAGGGAAUGUCUAUGAUGCUUUGAGCCUAUGUUGAGAAGAAGACCUGCUCUAACCACCUAAAAUAGAACCACAGACUAUAUUUACAGUAGAUGUUCACCUCCCAGCACGUCGAAGAAAAUAUGAUACAACAUUUAAUCAAGUGCAAGAAAAAGCUGCUAAAGCCUCUAAAACAACAUGGAGAGGAGCAACAGCA